Messenger RNA from Nymphaea colorata (pocket water lily), 2221 nucleotides. RefSeq names its product protein REPRESSOR OF SILENCING 3. The transcript has 4 exons. NCBI's taxonomy places the organism in Eukaryota, Viridiplantae, Streptophyta, Magnoliopsida, Nymphaeales, Nymphaeaceae. Gene Ontology annotation, cellular component: nucleus. Gene Ontology annotation, molecular function: RNA binding. The record is from RefSeq and is a predicted model, not a curated record. The coding region runs from base 138 to 2045 and encodes 635 amino acids.
CUUUAUCAGGUUUUGUGCUCUUGGACGCUAGUGUUCCGAUUUAUUGUUGACCCAAACGAAACUAGGAACCGAAUCCGCAAGAGCAAAGCGGGAGCAAAGAAGACGAGGCAGAAGCAGUAGACGAGCACGACCGAAACAUGGGAGAGAAAGAGGAGGAUGGUGGCGGUAUGUCGACGACCAGGGUGUUCGUCGGAGGGUUGGGCCAGGCAGUGACGGCAAGCGAUCUGGAGAAGACAUUCUCGUACCUGGGCAGGGUGAAAGGAGUCGAGAUCGUCCGGACCAAUGGCCGGAGUUUCGCUUACAUGGAUUUCGAGCCCGACUCUCAAAAGUCUUUUAACAAGCUGUUCAGUACGUACAACGGUUGCAUCUGGAAAGGAGGAAGACUCAAGCUAGAAAAAGCUAAAGAACAUUAUCUUACGCGGUUAAGAAGAGAAUGGGCAGAAGAUGAAGCUAACAAAGCUUUGUGCUCAAAUGCUGAGCCAGACACUGACAUCACUGAGAGCUCCUCAAAGAAGUCUAAACGUUUAAGAGAAGAGAAGAUGCAGUUAAAAAUUUACUUCCCACGACUAAGAAAGGUAAAGUUGCUGCCAUAUGCCGGAACUGGAAAACACAAAUAUAGCUUUCAACAUGUUAAUGCCCCUCCCUUGCCCGUUCAUUUCUGUGAUUGUGAGCAGCAUUCUCUUCUGUCUGACAAUACAUCUACAGAACAUGUUACAUUCAAUACAGUGAAUAACGUCAUAGGCCAGCAUGAGCUAGAUAUUAUGAACUCGGUGCUGGAGAAGCUAUUCAAAACAGAAGCUGAGUCAGCAGCCGGCACUGUAGAACAUAACUCAUUGAGGGAAAUGAAUGAUGUCAGCCACUUGAUCAAUACCAUAGCAGUGGACAAUGAGGAAGCAGCUGAAGCUUCUGAUUCAGAUAAUCUGAUCACAAAUAUAGCUUUGGAAGUACAGGAUGUCUCAAGUGAAAUGUACAAGCCAAAGGAACAAAUAUUUUCAAUGAAGCAGGUACCAAAUGCGGAUGUAUUAACAAGAAAUAAGCCGUUUCCAGCUACAGAGCCUAAGUUUGCAAAGAAAGCACGCAAGCCUCCAGCAGAUGGCGAAAAACAGAAACAAUCAAAGAAGAAACAAGCAUCAGAAGAACAUCUUAAUGAUUUGGUUCAUGCCCUAGAAAAUCAGGCAACAGAAACUGGAGUUGAAACUAAAGAUGUGGCAGGAGUAAUGUCAGUGACCAUUAAUGAACCUCCACCUCCUCAGGAUGCCACCAGUUGUGUCAGGGUACAGAAAGUAUCAUGGAGAGACCUGGUUAGUGGAAAAAGCAGCAGUAGCUUCAAGCUCUCUGAUGUUUCUGCAGAGCCUUCAGCAGGCACUGAUAAGUUUCCUGAACAUAGUGAAACAACUAAACUUGAUAAAUCACCCAAAGUUACAUCAGUGGAAGCUGUAUCCUCAACCAUGCAAGUAGAGGAAGAGGAUCCAAACAGAAAUGCUCAGGAUUCAAAAGAAACUGAUGUUAGCCUGAAGGCUGGGAACAUGGUUGGAACCAUAGAGCCAGAAGCUGCUCAUAGAAACGUCUGCCCGAGCAAGACAUGGAGAGACAUGCUCAGUGGAAAAAGCAGCAGCAUGUUCAAGCUCUCUGGUAUUUUUCAAGGUCCCUCAGUAACUGCAGAAAAGUUUGCUGAAUCUAGUCAAGCAGAUAGCCCUGGGUUGAAUCGAGUCGAAUGCCGGAAAUCAGAUGAUGUAUCAUCGGCCGAGCGUGUACAUUCCUCGAUACAACCGAAACAGGAGGGCCUAAAUAGUAGUACUCAGAAGAGUCAGAACAAUAAGGAAACCAAUGUUAGCCCCAAGGCCACCAACAUCGAUCGGUCUAUACCUCUAGGAACAGCUAGCGGAAAUGUCCGCAUGGAUGAGGUAUGCACUUUCAUGCGAAGUGCAGAAUCACAGAAGGAGUGGGCAAAGGUCCGAGCUGCAGUAAGUGCGUCACUGCGGAGCAGGAAAAGAACUGAUAAUUCUGCUGCUGAAAAUGCCAAAAGUAGGCCUAAGCACAGAUGACCAAUUCUAUUCUUUUAUGUUUUAUGCAACACCUGCACUUCGUUGCAACCUGUAGGCUCAGUAGAGAGUGUUCUCAUAUCUUAGGUAGCUGGUUUUGUUGUGGUUCCCAAACAGAACAUGUAUUUAAGCUCCCUCGAGCAAUCGGGGACAGUUUUGAGUGAACGAACGGUUAACCA